AUGAAUAUUGAUGAGUUUUUCACUGACUUUCAACGCGAUAUUCAAGAAAUAAGAGAGUUUAGAAGAAAGACACUGCGAGCCAGAAAAAAAUAUAGAAUGAGGUUCAAUCCUCUAAACAUGCCAGACGAUACAUUCAGACAAUACUACAGAUUUACUAAGCAGAACAUGCUAAAAAUUGUUGAUUUACUGCGAAAUGAUUUAGAAGUGGAUUUGCGUGGGGGUGGAGUUCCAGUUGAAUUGCAAGUGAUGGCAGUUAUUAGAUAUUGGGCUCGACAUGGGAUCCAAGAGAACUGUGCUGACGUCCACGGAAUAAGUCAGCAAACGUUGUCGCGCUUAGCUCAAAAAGUUUCUAUCGCAUUAUGUUGUAAAAGUUCUCAGUAUAUUAAAAUGCCAGAAAAUUCUACAGAGGAAUCAUCAAUUAUGCAUCAAUUUGAGGAAAUAAGUGGCAUGAAAAACAUAACUGGUGUCUUAGAUUGUACACACAUAAAGAUACAAAAAAUAAGUGAUAAUAAUGGUCAAUCUUUUAUUAACAGUCAGGGACAGUAUUCAAUUAAUACACAGAUUAUCUGUGAUGCCAAUCUGAGAAUACGAGAUAUCGUAUGUCGCUGGCGAGGAAGUACUGAUGAUGCAAAGAUAUAUAAUGAAAGCUCAAUAAAGAGACGUUUUGAAGAAAAUGAAUUUGUUGGAAAACUAAUUGGUGAUUGUGCAUAUCCCUGUACUUCUCAUCUUCUCACACCAGUUCUGAGACCUAUAACUGAAGCAGAAGAAAGAUAUAAUCAAAGCUUUUUUGAAACUCAUAAUGUUGUCCAACAAUGCAUGAGUGUUUGGAAGGAAAGAUUCCGAAUUUUACAAGAUGUCAUUAGGGGCUCAUUAAACACUGCCAAAACAACUGUAGUUGCUUGUGCAGUACUACAUAAUAUAGCAAUGCAAUUAAAUGAACCUAUUCUUGAAGACACAGGUCUAAUGAAAAGUGAGACUGCUAUGGUUGAAGAACCAAAUUUAUUUGUUGAUGAUGGGAAUGAGAUACACAGAAACCAGUACAUAAAGGAGUAUUUUAAUACAUAA
This is a messenger RNA of Pieris macdunnoughi, 1065 nucleotides long. Lineage: Eukaryota; Metazoa; Arthropoda; Insecta; Lepidoptera; Pieridae. The record is from the annotation of a GenBank genome assembly.